AUGGAAAGAGGCAAGAUUGAUUCUCUUGAAGAAGGAAGGCAGUCCGCCGAUUCUCCCUCUGCGUACCGUCCCAUAUGCUUCUUAGACGAGAUCGGCAAAUUGUUCGAAAGAAUAGUUGCCACUCGGCUCAACGGGCAUCUGUCGCGCGUUGGUCCCGAUUUGGCUGAUAGUCAGUUUGGAUUCCGACGGGAGCGUUCUACAGUAGAUGCCAUCAUACGCGUCCGCUCCCUGUCGGAACAAGCAGUAUCCCAGGGUGGUGUGGCGUUGGCGAUAAGUCUCGAUAUCGUCAACGCCUUUAAUUCUCUACCCUGGGGCGCUAUCCGGAGCGCACUGGCACACCAUCAGGUGCCCCCCUACCUGCAAGGUGUUAUUGGGGACUACUUGCGCGACAGGUACAUCCUGUACAUGGGGCAAAAUGGUAGAAAGAUCAGGAGGGAGAUCAGAAGUGGGGUUCCAUAG
Molecule: messenger RNA, 459 nt
Organism: Parnassius mnemosyne (clouded apollo)
Lineage: Eukaryota; Metazoa; Arthropoda; Insecta; Lepidoptera; Papilionidae
Source: the annotation of a GenBank genome assembly